UGGGGUGGGCCACGGAGUUAUAACUCCUCCCCUCCCGGCAUGGAUGAAUGUAGGGGGUGAGAGAGAAGGAGGGAGAAGGCGAAAGAGAGAGAGAGAGACAAUAGACUUUAAUCACUCAUGUGGUUGAGAGCUGCCGGCCAGCAGAGUUCCGUGCGGUGGGGGAGAAACAGGAAGGGAGCCGACUGAGGGGGGAGAACUUGAGAGGAGGAGAGUUAUCAUUGGUGACACCUCUGAGCCGAAGACAAGUCCAGUCUACAAACCCAGACGAAGAGGAGAGGAGCUGACCAGGUGACCCUUAAACCCACAUUGCUCCCGAUCCCACCGGAGAAGUCUCCGUCCACGCUGCCGUCCAGACUGGAGUAUGUCCUGCGGUCGCUGUCCCCCCCGCCGCCACUGACCCGGGCGGUCGGCAUGAUCUCCCACUGCCCUCUGAGCACGCUGCUGCCCUGGCCCGCGGGCCCCGGCCACCAGUACUCAGACCUGGACUGCAGCUUACUGCCGGAGGGGGAGGGAGGUGUCGCCCUGCAGAGGUACCAGCUUCGCUCCCCGGAGAGCAGCCCCCGCCACUGGAGCUCAGUGCAGGACUGGGGGGAGGAAGUCGAGGAAGGAGCCAUCUACAACGUGACACUGAAGAGGGUUCAGAUCCAGCAGGCGGCCAACAAGGGGGCGAGAUGGCUCGGGGCGGAGGGCGACCGCCUGCCUCCCGGCCACACGGUGAGCCAGCUGGAGACCUGCAAGAUCCGAAGCAUCCGCGCCGGAACUCUGGAGCGUCUGGUGGAGACGUUGCUGACGGCGUUCGGAGACAACGACCUCACGUACACCUCCAUCUUCCUCUCCACCUACAGAGCCUUCGCCAGCACCACGACCGUCCUGCAGCUGCUGCUCGACAGGUACGGACACGGGGAGGAAGUUGAGCAAGACGCAGGCAAAUGCAAAGGCUCUGAAAGCAGCGGCGCCAUCAGAAGGGCCUUGGCGUCCAUCCUGCGCGCCUGGUUGGACCAGUGUCCCGAAGACUUCCAGCAGCCCCCGGACUACCCGUGUCUCCACAAGCUGACGGACUACCUGCGCAGGACGCUGCCGGGCUCGGAGGCUCUCCGACGGGCGCAGGGUCUGCUGGAGCAGCUGCGCGGUCAGGCCAGCGCGGACGAGUCGGACGUUGGCUUCCACGGAAACAGUUCUUUCUGCCUGGGGGAAGAGGAGGAAGUGGAGAUCGAGCUCCAGGAGGACUUCAUGUCGUUCGACGCCGACCUCUUGGCUGAGCAGCUGACCUACAUGGACGCGCUGCUGUUCAAAAAGGUGGUGCCCCACCAGUGCCUGGGCUCGGUUUGGUCUCAGAGGGACAAGAAGCACAACAAGCACAGCGCCCCCACCGUGCGCGCCACCAUCACGCAGUUCAACGCCGUGGCGGCCUGCGUGGUCAGCACGGUGCUGAAGCACCGGCAGGUCAGGCCGCACGUCAGAGCGCGGGUCAUCCAGCGCUGGAUAGACAUCGCUCAGGAGUGUCGGAUACGCAAGAACUUCUCGUCCCUGCGAGCCAUCGUCUCCGCGCUGCAGUCCAACCCUCUGUACCGGCUGAAGAGGGCCUGGGCCUGUGUGCACAAAGACAGCAUGCAGACGUUUGAGGAACUGUCGGACAUCUUCUCCGAUCACAACAACUACCUGACCAGCAGAGAGCUCCUGAUGAGGGAAGGCACUUCAAAGUUCGCCAGUCUGGAGAGUUGUGCCAAGGAGCACCAGAAACGCACCCACAAGAGACUCCAGCUGCAGAAGGAAAUGGGAGCCAUGCAAGGAACGAUACCGUACUUAGGGACCUUCCUCACGGACCUGACCAUGCUGGACACGGCCCUGCCCGACCUGGUCGAGGGCGGACUGAACAACUUCGAGAAGAGACGCAGGGAGUUCGAGGUGAUCGCUCAGAUCAAGCUGCUCCAGUCGGCCUGCAACAGCUACUGUCUGAGCCCGGAGCCGGCCUUCCUCCGCUGGUUCAAGAGCCAGCUCCAGCUCAGUGAGGAGGAGAGCUACGCCUUGUCCUGCGAGAUCGAAGGCCUCGGUGACAGCAGCCCGACCUUCCCCAAACCUCGGAAAAGCAUGGUGAAGAGACUCAGCCUGCUGUUUCUUGGAGCGGACUCCAGCGCGGCCAGUUCUCCAGUCAGAGAGACGCCGCGCUCGCCCCCUACUGGCAGCUCGGGGGAGAGCUUGGACUCGGUCAGCGUGUCCUCCAGUGACUCCAGCAGCCCGUCGGACAGCGAGGGUCUCACCCCGACCCACGCCGCCCACUCCCAGCUCAACAAGGUGCGCUGCAGCGCCACAGAGAAGCUAUCAGAAUCCUCCUCUUGUAAUUCGCUCCACUCCAUGGACACCAGCUCGUCGACAGCCAGCGUCUCCGUGACCCCCGCGUCCCCCCCGCUCCCCGGGCCCCGCUGCGCCCACAGGCGCUCCCGCUCUCUCACGCCCGUGCCCCCCAGCACCCCGAGCCAAACCCCGGCCUACAACACGCAGGCCCAGGACGCGUGCAUCGUCCGAGUGAGCCUGGAGCAGGGCAACGGGAACCUCUACAAGAGCAUCCUGUUGACCAAUCAAGACAAGACUCCGGCGGUCAUUUCUAGAGCCAUGGCGAAGCACAACCUGGAGGUGGAGCCAGAGGAGGGAUACGAGCUGGUACAAGUCAUCUCUGAGGAGAGAGAACUGGUGAUCCCGGACAACGCCAACGUCUUUUACGCCAUGAACACCACCGCCAACUACGACUUCCUGCUGCGGCUGCGAGGCUCGGCGAGCCGGGCGAGCCGGCCGGUCCAGCUGCGGAGCCGCUGCAGCUCCACUCUCCCCCGCGCCCAGCACCGCUCCAGCCUGUCGCUGAGACUCAGCAAGGUCACGCUGUGACCCCCACCCCCCCCACCCCCCGGGGGACCCCAGCGGGUUUGCCCCUGAAACCACUAAUCCAGGGUCACACGGGGGCACAGACUUGAUGGAUUGAUCGGAUUUCAGAUGAAGAAGCUGGAGGGACGCACGGACAAGGAGCUCUGGAGACUUUAUUUUUACGAGCUCCGCCAUCAUUAAUAUGGAGCGUGGGUGUGUAGCGUGACCGGCUGCUGUGCCAGUGAGGCGUGACUUUUUUUUUCCGACGAGUGACCCCUGUGACAGAGUGAAACAGCGGCCCCUAGUGGCCCCAGCAGGUUUUUGCACAUGUUUAGGGGAGCGGCCAAACUCCGGUUCUCCAGCAGUAUUCUGACGGUGGAUGAUGGACUUCUGUGUGUAGCGGAAUAUUCACUUUAGUGGUUCUAGAAGUGUGACGAAUGCAGAAAGAGGAGAGCGAUGGUGGAAUAGAAGGAGAAGUGGACCGAGUGUCCGGUCCUGUUGCCUUUUUACCGACGAAUGAAUGAAUGAAUGAAUGGACCUCUGAUAGUAUUUCUGAAUGAUAUUAAUUGAUUAAUUGAUUGACAGGAGCUGUGAUGUCAUUGUUUUUCGCUAGUCGGGCAUGUUUACCUGUCGUGUGUGUGUGUGUGUGUGUGUGUGUGUGUGUGUGUGUGUGUGUGUGUGUGUGUGUGUGUGUGUGUGUGUGUGUGUGUGUGUGUGUGUGUGUGUGUGUGUUCGGCCCCUCAUGUGGCGAGCUGUGUGACGAAUGUUCGAAGCAUUCUGAUUGGUUCCCUCACUUGGUUUUAACAACGGCCUAAACCCGCCCUAUCGUCGGGGUUUAGAGAUGACGUGUGGUGCUUCUUUCUUAUCCAGAAAGAUGUUCCAUUACUUCCUUUCAUUUUCAUACUUGUUUUUUUAUAUUUUAAAUAAAUAAAUAAACUAAUUAAUAAAUAAUAAAUGAAUUGAUGAGCAGGGAUGGGGGAAGAAACUGAUCUAUACUCUGUACCUCUGUAUAUGACCUAUAGAGCUGCACUUGUCAGUGGGUAGGAGAUGUGAUGUGAAUAUAAAAGAGUGACCGAGCCGCUCUGUAAGUGCCCCCCCCCCCCCCCUCUUCACUUAAUGAGUUGCUAUUUUUGUUUUUGUAAUUGUUGCUCUUUUUAUAUAUAUACAUGUUUUCUUAAACUCCAAUUCAAACCGGACACGUGUGCCAGAUUGGAGAACGAUGAAGUCGAUGUUAACGAAUUCAGAGGGUCAUUUAAAUUUGUUAAAAGACGUCGGUGCCAUAAUUUGACUGUUUGAAGAGGAACUCGUUGCCGAGGCGACGCGUCACUUCAUUGCACCAAGGCCAAAACCGCCAUCUUGGCUUCACCCGUCACAUCACAGCGGCCACAGAUAAACACUCCCUCUGAGCCUCUUUUUAUUAUUUUUUAUGACUCUUUAGUUAUUAUCCACACCGUCGCGCCAAUUUGUCCAACCGGGUUAAUGUUCCUCGGUGGAGGUUACGCUCCCACUGGGAGAACUGGUCCUCGGUUAUGGACUGGUGUUAAUGGUCCAGUCGGGCCGAUCAUUUGUCUCCAUGCAGCACUUCACUCCUCAAAUGUUCCCCAUAAAUCGCCCUCAGUUCCCGGGUUCUUCACUGCCAAAGACUUUUACUCUACCUGAAUAAAUAAAUUAUUAUCAUUGUUA
Molecule: messenger RNA, 4539 nt
Organism: Pseudoliparis swirei
Lineage: Eukaryota; Metazoa; Chordata; Actinopteri; Perciformes; Liparidae
Gene: rgl1
Product: ral guanine nucleotide dissociation stimulator-like 1
Exons: 18
Coding region: 412-2880 (822 amino acids)
Biological process (GO): positive regulation of GTPase activity; Ras protein signal transduction
Cellular component (GO): plasma membrane
Molecular function (GO): guanyl-nucleotide exchange factor activity
Source: RefSeq, a predicted model, not a curated record